GCCGGGGGUAACUGCGAGCUCGUAUGACGGUUGCGGUGUUACAGGCGGCUAGGCUAAGGGAUCCACCUGAGGCUUCUCCCUCAUGAGGGCCCUUGUGCGCGUUUUACGAGCCAACUUUUAUUACACUUGCUUUCGCGGCGGGCAACCACAUCAUAAACGCACAAUGCAAGAGCGUCCCAGCGCAACAUAAAAGGAGGGACGGGUUAGCAGGCCCCGACAUCCUCCCAUCGAUUUCUGCCCAACAAUCUCAUCUCUCAGUCCAAAAUGAAGAUCGCUAGUCUCUUGGCCCUCGCCACCCUUGCUGCCGGAGCGUCCGCCGCAUCGACCAAAUCAUGCUCCAAUUUUGACAACGUCAAGAUCCGCGCUGCUCCCAACACCAAGUCCUCCACCAAGGUCCUCGGGCUUUUGCAAAAGAACAAAUGCGUUCCUUGCGCCGGGGGUAACUGCGAGCUCGUCGCGGGCGGCUCCUAUGACGGUUGCGGUGUUACAGGUGGUACAUCUUGGACCAAGGUCACCUACACCCUUCCUUCUGGCAAGGCCACGGGAUACAUUGCCUAUAUGUGCCAACAUUGGAAAUAAGCAUCUGCCUGAUUAGUGGUGAUAGAAUAGAACAUAGGGACUCCUUUGAUAUCUGCUAGUGGUCAAUGCGUCGCUUUCACGUCUCUCAGUACACCGACAGCUAUCACUACAUGCUCUCAGGAUUCCAUAGAUGUUUCUCCAUAUGACGCAGCUCAUCCCGUCCUCAACGCGGAACAUAUGCAAAUAGCCCUAGGUGUUUAGAAUCUGCUUUAGAUCUUAUCAAUUAUGGCCAAUACAGUAAGUUGAGGAGGUCAGAUCCGAGAUAUACAAAGU
This is a messenger RNA of Fimicolochytrium jonesii, 852 nucleotides long. RefSeq lists its product as uncharacterized. The record is from RefSeq and is a predicted model, not a curated record. The transcript has 2 exons. The coding region runs from base 265 to 579 and encodes 104 amino acids. NCBI's taxonomy places the organism in Eukaryota, Fungi, Chytridiomycota, Chytridiomycetes, Spizellomycetales, Powellomycetaceae.